Closterium sp. NIES-65 is the source of this 5256-nucleotide messenger RNA. Lineage: Eukaryota; Viridiplantae; Streptophyta; Zygnematophyceae; Desmidiales; Closteriaceae. The record is from the annotation of a GenBank genome assembly.
AUGACCGCCGCCAUGCCAGCGUCAUCCCUCGACCCGCCCGCUCGUCGCUGGUCCUUCGCGCCCACUGCCGUCUUGGCCUGCUGCUUCUCCGCCUCGCCUGCGGACCGGGAAUGCGCGGGAAAUCACGGUAAACCGCAACGAGCGGUGACUUCAUCGGAUGCAGGUGUUGCUGUGUGCGAUCCCUCGGCGCAUGCCCAUGACCGCGAGGAUCGCAACAUCGCAUGUGCCCAAUCAUACAACACUCACAGCGUCGGAGCAAACGGUAUCCGCAAAUUCGAUGGCAGCAGCUCGGAGACCCCGGAUGCCAAAGGCGCUGUCGGCUCGCGUUGCCCUGCGCCACAUGCGGACGCCAGGCGUAGCGCCACUGCCGGAGCCGGAUCCGGAAAAUGCGCCGACGGGCUCGCCGGUGAGGGCGGUCGGAGUCGGCUCUCCCGCUUGCUGUCUUCGAUCCGCCGCAAGCGCCGCCGGCAGCCAGGCUCGCGGGGGGGACAGCCGCACGGCGGUGGGCAACGCGACGCGGAAAGGAGGGUGGGAGGGGAGGGCGGAGAGCCGGCGCCUGGUCCAGACGAGGCGCGGGACGUGUGGGAGGCGGCGGAGACCGGCGGGCUGAGCGCGUGGGUGGUGCCCGCGGUAGCGGCGGCUAACGCGGCGACGGCUGCGCUGGGCGACCUUGUUAUGGGCGGCGGGCGCUUCUGCUUCCCGUCCCACCGGACCUUCCCGCCGCUCGCAUCACUGAGCCGCUCCCGCAGCGUCAGUAGCGCCCACGAUGCCGCGGCGGAUAGUUCGCGCAGCCGCGGAAGCGUGUUGGGGCGGAACGCCAGCCUUGAGCGGAAUGCGGGUGGCGAAUCCGCGCGUGCUGGCGCAAGCCAAGGGGGAGGCGCAGAGACAGGCGACUGGGAGAAGAGCGAGAGGCGCGGCACAGACGCGCCUCAAGAAAGCGGAGCGCGCGAGGAUUCGACGUGGGAGAUUGAAGGGCAGUCGACGGCGGCCGCGGAUAGCGAAGGCCGUGAGGAGGAGGGGGGUGACGCGUGGAGGGCAGGAGGGGGGAUCUGGGGUAGCACGUGCCAAGCUAGGGACUCGGAGGAGUGCGGGGACGGGGAGAAGGCGUCGGCAGCGGGUCUAGAGAAACGCUUGCUUCCCCAGGAGGCGAAAGGGGAGGAGGAAGGUAGCGAGGAGAGUAAAGCGGGCAGGAAUGGGAUCACGGGUGGUGCGUUGGAGGGCAGUGCUGGCGCGGCUACUGGCAACGGCGCGAGGCGGGCGGGCAAGCCGGUGAAUCGCGCGUGGCACCACAGGGGCGCGUCGGAGGGCGAGGGGGCGAGCGCGCGCCCCUCCUCCAGCAGUGGUGCCGUCAGCGCCUCCCCCAUGCCUCCCCUGCCGCCCCGACCGCAAACGUCCGCAGCGGUGAGGGAUGGGAAGGGCGGAGGGGAAGGGGCGCGGGCAAUACAGGGCGGGGGAGAUGUGCAGGUGCUGCGGAUGGAGUGGGGGAGUGGCGGGGAGGCGGGGUGGGUAGUGAGGCACGGGCGACAGCAGCGCAGGCAGCUGCAGGCACAGCAGGAGGAGGAGGAGGAAGAGGCGCAUGUGGAGGAGAGCGAGGAGGUGCAUGCGGUGGGUGAGGGCUCGCCGCACUCGCAUGCCAGUGCGAGUGGCAGUGGGGGCCGGCAUGGUGCAGGUGAAGUUGACACGGCAGCGGGGAGCGGUGGUGGCAGCAGCAGGAUGAAGUCGGGGUGGGGAGGGGAUGGCAGGGAAGCAUGUGUGCGGCAUGCUCGGUCGCGGUCCAUGGCAGUGAGCCUGCCGUCCUCCUCCACGCUCGUCCACGUGCACCCCUUCCAGCAACGCGUUCGCAUGUUCACCACCGCCUCCACAUCCCCCUCCGCGCACGCUCCCCCGACGCUCACUGCCUCCGCUGCCCCGGUGCCUGCUGACCGCGCAUGUGUACGGUCAGUCGGUGCGCGCCCGAGCACUGAAGGGUGGCCGGAGCACACAGCGGAGGCUGGAGCACCCAUGCUGCAGGCGUCGCCGCGAGUGCAGAUGCUGCAGCGCCCCCAUUCCGCUGGUGGACGGCGCCCCAACUGCAGCUGCCUGAGCUGCAGCGGUGGCAGCGGUGGUGCCAUGCGUCAUAGCGCUGGCCCCCUCGCUCCUUGCACUCGCGACCGCAGUGAUGACAAGAGCGCACUGCACAGCCAGCCGUGGGGCGACAGCGGGCAAGCACUCGAGCCACCCUCUGCGCAUGAGGGCUCUGGGCUCCCUGCUCUCGAUGCAGGCACUGACAGUCUGGUGCCACUGGCCCCAUGCUCCCCUGCUCACAGCAGAGGCGCAGUGCCACGGAGUGCCAGUGGCAGUGCUGGUCGCAGCAACAUACUGAGGAGCAGCAGUGGGAGCAGUGCCGCCAGGCCCGUGCGCCGGGUUGCAGAGAGUGACGCGCAUAGCACCAGCUCCCCAACCACCUUCCACGGAUCCCCUGCCCCUACCAAUCGCAGCCCCAUGCGCCCCCCCCUGGCUGCCGUCCCUUGGGAGCAGGGAGUGGCGGGUGGUGGAAGAUCAGGGGUGGCACAGUCAGGCGUGGGCAGGCCGGGCAGGACGAGGAAGGUGAGGCGGUGGGCGAGUGAGGACUUCAGGGAUGCCAUGGGCGUGGGGCAGUCGCCAGGCAGUAUGCCGCAGGCGGGGGGGAGGGAGGCAGGGAGUGGGAGCGAGAGGGAGGCGGGCACGGUAAGAAGUAGUGCCCCGUGGGCCAGCAGAGGGCAGGCCAUGGACAGUGCGGGGGAGUUGAUGCAGCAGUCUGAGUGGAUGGGGGAGGAGAGGGGGUCAAGGUGGGCAGUGGAGGGGUUUGGAUCUCCAGUGGGCAGUGGUGAUGAGGCUAGGGAGCACAUGGGCAGAGAGCAGGAGCGGAGGAUGAGAAGGAGGGGGGUAGGGCAGAGGGUAUCACGAGAGAGGGCGACAGGGGUGGUAGAUGACUGGGAGGACCCCGAGUGCAGAAAUGUAGGGAGUGGGGAUAUAGAGAAUGGGGGUGGCAGUGGGCAUGCGAGGGUAGGGGCAGGUCCUCGGCCGUCCAUGCGAGAGGCAGCGGUGACCGCACAGCUUAACGACCUGCGACAAGCCUUGCAGUCUGGUGAUAGUCAGAAGCACCAGGCAUCAGAGCUGCGAAAUGAAGCGGAACCCGACGAGUUUCCUCCGACUUCCUCUAUCUCUGCCACUGUUUCAAACCGUCUUGCGCUUCUGCCUCUUCCGAUCUCUGUUGCGAACCUUGGACUCGCGCAUCGACCCUCCUUCCCCACCUUCCUUUCCAUGGCCCUGCCUUCCGUACAACCGUACCCGCUAAGUAGUGUCGUGAGUUCCACGGCCAGUGACUGCAACUCGCAGCAGUUGCAGUGGGAGGAGUUGCAACACAAGGGUCGACAGCAGGUGGCUGCAUUUGAAGCUGUAUACGAAGGACCCACCGGUCGCCCUCCCCCCUGGGGAGCUCGCUGGCCAGCACUGCACAGGACCCACCGGUCCUCCUCCCCCCUGGGGAGCUCGCUGGCCAGCACCGCACAAGACCCACCGGGCCUCCUCCCCCCUGGUGAGCUCGCUGGCCAGCACCGCACAGGACCCACCGGUCCUCCUCCCCCCUGGGGAGCUCGCUGGCCAGCACCGCAAAGGACCCACCGGGCCUCCUCCCCCCUGGUGAGAUCGCUGGCCAGCACCGCACAGGACCCACCGGUCCUCCUCCCCCCUGGGGAGCUCGCUGGCCAGCACCGCACAGGACCCACCGGUCCCCCUGGGGAGCUCGCUGGCCAGCACCGCACAGGACCCACCGGUCCUCCUCCCCCCUGGGGAGCUCGCUGGCCAGCACCGCACAGGACCCACAGGACGUGGACGUGGACGUGGACGUGGACGUGGACAUGGACGUGGACAUGGACGUGGACGUGGACAUGGACGUGGACAUGGACAUGGACGUGGACAUGGACGUGGACAUGGACGUGGACGUGGACAUGGACGUGGACUGGACGUGGACGUGGACGUGGAUAUGGACGUGGACGUGGACGUGGACGCGGACAUGGACGCGGACGUGGACGUGGACGUGGACAUGGACGUGGAUAUGGACGUGGACGUGGACCUGGACGUGGACGUGGACGUGGACGCGGACAUGGACGCGGACGUGGACGUGGACGUAGACAUGGACGUGGACAUGGACGUGGACGUGGACGUGGAGAUGGUUGGGACGUGGACGUGGACGUGGACAUGGACGUGGACGUGGACGUGGACAUGGACGUGGACGUGGACGUGGACGUGGACGUGGAGGUGGACGGGGACGUGGACGUGGACGUGGACGUGGAGGUGGACGUGGAGGUGGACGUGGACGUGGACGUGGAGGUGGACGUGGAGGUGGACGUGGACGUGGACGUGGACGUGGACGUGGGCGUGGACGUGGACGUGGACGUGGAAGUGGACGUGGGCGUGGACGUGGACGUGGGCGUGGACGUGGGCGUGGACGUGGGCGUGGGCGUGGGCGUGGGCGUGGACGUGGGCGUGGACGUGGACGUGGACGUGGGCGUGGACGUGGACGUGGACGUGGACGUGGACGUGGACGUGGACGUGGACGUGGACAUGGACGUGGACAUGGACGUGGACGUGGACGUGGACGUGGACGUGGAGAACUUUGACGUGGACAUGGACGUGGACGUGGACGUGGACGUGGACGUGGUCGUGGACAUGGACGUGGACGUGGACGUGGACGUGGACAUGGACGUGGACGUGGACGUGGACGUGGACAUGGACGUGGACAUGGACGUGGACGUGGACGUGGACGUAGACGUGGACGUGGACGUGGACGUGGACACGGACGUGGACGUGGACGUGGACGUGGACGUGGACACGGACGCGGACGUGGACGUGGACCGGACGUGGACGUGGACGCGGACGUGGACGUGGACGUGGACGUGGACGCGGACGUGGACGUGGACGUGGACGUGGACGCGGACGUGGACGUGGACGUGGACAUGGUCGUGGACGUGGACAUGGAGGUGGACGUGGACGUGGACAUGGACGUGGACAUGGAGGUGGACAUGGACGUGGACGUGGACGUGGACGUGGACGUGGACAUGGACGUGGACGUGGAUUGGACAUGGACGUGGACGUGGACGUGGUCGUGGACGUGGACGUGGACGUGGACAUGGACGUGGACGUGGACGUGGACGUCGUCGUGGACGUGGACAUGGUCGUGGACGUGGACGUGGACGUGGACGUGGACGAGGACGUGGUCGUGAACGUGGAUGUUGA